Molecule: messenger RNA, 1059 nt
Organism: Magnusiomyces paraingens
Lineage: Eukaryota; Fungi; Ascomycota; Dipodascomycetes; Dipodascales; Dipodascaceae
Exons: 1
Coding region: 1-1059 (352 amino acids)
Source: RefSeq, a predicted model, not a curated record
AUGAAACUUUCUAACACCCUUUAUCUUGUCUCUCUUGCUACCUCUCUUGCUGCUCCUACAGCUCAGCCUGAUACAGUUCUCAAUGCAGUUGCCAAAGCUGAUGUGGAAGCUGGUAUUUCUUCCGGUAUCCCUGCUGCUACCCCUACUGUCAAAAAAGUAGGUUCUCGUCGAAGCAUGAAAUUUAAGAGAUUCUCAAAGAAAAUGAACAAAAGAUCUUCUGACGAUACCGACAGUGAAGAUAAUGACUCUGGCGCUGAAACCGACAAAGGCAAAGAAAAUGCCACUGACAGUGACAGUGACAGCGAGGAUGAUCACAAACCUCGUCGUACUGGUUCUCCUCGCAAGAAGACACUCCGCAAGAAACUUGCUAAGCGUUCUCCUGAUACUGACAGUGACAGUGAGGACGAUCAUACUGACGGAAAUAAAACUGAUUCCAACAGUGACAGUGAUGAUGAUCGCAAACCUCGUCGCACUGGUUCUCCUCGCAAGAAGACGCUUCGUAAGAAACUUGCCAAGCGUUCCCCUGAUACUGACAGCGAGAACGAUCAUACUGACGCUGAGGCUGACGCUGAGGCUGACGCUGACACUGACACUGACACUGACAAUGGCAAUGACAAUGACAGUGACAGCGAGGAUGAUCACAAACCUCGUCGUACUGGUUCUCCUCGCAAGAAGACACUCCGCAAGAAACUUGCUAAGCGUUCUCCUGAUACUGACAGUGACAGUGAGGACGAUCAUACUGACGGAAAUAAAACUGAUUCCAACAGUGACAGUGAUGAUGAUCGCAAACCUCGUCGCACUGGUUCUCCUCGCAAGAAGAUGCUUCGUAAGAAACUUGCUAAGCGCUCCCCUGAUACUGAUAGCGAAGACGAUCAUGCUGACGGGAACAACGUUGGCACCGAUAACGAUAUUGACAGCGACAGCGAUGACGAUAAUCGCCGCAAGCCCACUUCCACAACAACUUCAGGCCGCAGAACUCGUGGUGCUACUGCAACCGCUACUGGUGUGACAUUGUCAACUGGGAAUGUGAUUCCGCCCACUUCUGUUGCCAGUGCUUAA